UCAUGUGAAAAGAAAGUAUAUCUUGAUUGUAUUAUUAUCAUAAUAUAUCCCUUAUCAUUAAUAACAAUGAUCACAUAUAUGUACCUACAACAAAAUAAAUUGGAGAUCGCGUACGUACUACAGUACAAUUUCGAACUCUGUCUGCUACACGCUGCACUUUGAUGUCCCCGGACUUUGACAUGAAGUACGUACUGGGUGAAUGGAGAGAAAAACACAAAAUAAAUUUCCAGGCCAUCGUGAUAAUAUGCGGAGUCAUCUUUAUAUGCCUGUGAAAAUGCCAGAUCACAGGUCACAGGGUGUUAUCAAUGCCAGUCUGUUACUUUGAACAGCGCACUGGAGUGUUUGUUAUAUCAAUUUUUAUUGGCAAUAUCGAACAUUGGUGUUGUGCGUUGGCCUAACAGAUUCGUCGCUACGAUUUAAUGGGAUAUAUUUACGUACACUAUUCAUAGUAUACUCAUCAUUUUAAUGUCAUUUUCAUUCGUAAAAAACUAAAUAUGUUUUUCUUAUCAUCAACGUCAGUAUUACUCGGAGUUUUAGGGUUUCUCUUCUGUUUAUGGUUCGUUCGGCGUCCAAGAAACCUUCCACCCGGGCCAUGGUCGCUGCCAAUCAUCGGAUACCGAUUCGACUGGGGUCUAAUUCAUGAGGCUUUCGUGGACUUGGCGAGGAAGUAUGGGCCCGUUUUUAGCGUUCGGAGAGGCCCGUUUCUCUUUGUUGUCUUGAACGACAGGGCGAGUAUGAAACAAGCUCUGGUGAAGUCAGGAGAAUUCUUUUCAGACCGAUUCGUACCAGGGCAUAUCAGAUGGGGAAUUCCAGAUGCUGAAAAGAAUGCUGCCAUUGUUUGGAGUAAUGGCAAGCCAUGGGAUGACCAGCGGAAAUUCUCUCUUCCUGCUCUUCGCUCCUUCGGCUUUGGUAAGAAGAGCCUCGUCCCUCAGAUCAACCUUGAAGCUCGUUAUCUGGCUGAGGAAAUCAAGGCUCUACAUGGUGAACCCAUGGAUCCAUCGGCUUUGUUGAACAAAGCAACUGCUAACAUCAUAGUUCAGCUAGUCUUCGGUCGCCGAUAUGAGUACGACGAUCCCGAAUUUAUUGGAGCUCUGCAGGCAAUGGUGGAUAUCUUUGCCCUCGUCUCAGAUACUGAUCCAGUUAAUGUCUUUGAAUCACUUGUUCAUACUCCGUGGUACAAACCCUACCGCGAUUGCACGUUCAAGCUAAGGGACUUCAUCAUGUCUCAUCUCUACAACCAUCAAGAAACUUUCCAGAAAGAUAAUAUCCGGGACUUCGUUGACGCGUUCCUAGCACACGACAUCUCGAACGAUUACCCCAUGGACACGUUCUGGAGGAUUGUGUUGGAUUUCUUUGCCGCAGGUACUGAAACCACAGCGGUGGUAACUUCAUGGGCGAUACUCUACCUAGCUGUUCACCCGGAUGUUCAGAAGAAGGUACAAAAUGAGUUGGAUGCAGUUGUUGGGCGUGGCCGACAACCAAACACCAGUGACCGCCCAAACCUUCCCUACUGCGACGCCACCCUGAUGGAGGUUAUGCGCAUCCGUCCCGUCCUCCCGGUCGCUCUGCCUCACAUGACGUCUGCAGAUGUCUCCAUUGGACCUUAUACCAUACCCAAGGGGACCAUCGUUAUCCCUAACCUGUGGGCUGUUCAUCAUGACCCCAAGGAGUGGUGUGAUCCUCAGCUAUUCAACCCAGACAGAUUUCUCAGUGCUGAUGGUCAAACAGUCGUGAAGAACGAGGCUUGGAUGCCAUUCAGCAUUGGCCGUCGUGAUUGCCUGGGUGUGCAACUUGCCAAGAUGGAAUCAUUUUUGCUCUUCACCAACCUCUUCCAGCAAUUCGAAUUCAAGCUUCCUCCCGACCAACCAACCCACAGCAUGCGAGGUCACCCUGGGCUCUCUAUGCCUCCAGAAAGCUACAAGAUUUGUGCCAUUGAACGCUGAGUUUGGCCGCCUUCACGAGUCUAAAACUGCCGUAUUGCACAAAAGAGUACAUUUUCUGAGAGUUGUCAAAAAGACAAAUGGAAUCAUCCCUCUCAUGUCAUUGCAGUUAAUUCGAAGAAUUUUUUGUAUAACAAUGCAAUAUAAUGAUUAAGAUUUAUAUCACCUCUAUCAGUAACAUAUUGGCUGAUAGAUUUAGGAAUACUUGUUUCAAAGUAUUUUGUAAUUAUAGGAAGAAUUUUGCGGUAUGGCGACAUCAACUUUUUUCCUAGAUGAAACUUAUGUUCUUUCCUGCUAUUAUUACUCUUCUGCUUUUGUUUUCUUGUUUUAAUGAUGAUCUGAAAUUCGACUAUUCACUUUAACUUGGUUUGAUAUUUCUUUUAUAAUUACUAGUGAUUAUCAAGAAAAGUUAUUAUCAAACUGUAUUUGCUUCUCUUAUUUUUAUUGCAUAUUGAUCAACAAUUCACUUGUAACCCAUUAUGAAAAUGUUUGAUACUUCUGAUACUUUUGCAUGUACAUUCUCCAAAAUGGUGGAUUUUAUUCCAAUAAAUUUGAUUUCAUUUGAUUUUA
Messenger RNA from Strongylocentrotus purpuratus (purple sea urchin), 2510 nucleotides. RefSeq names its product cytochrome P450 2J2-like. The transcript is spliced from 4 exons. Gene Ontology annotation, molecular function: oxidoreductase activity, acting on paired donors, with incorporation or reduction of molecular oxygen, reduced flavin or flavoprotein as one donor, and incorporation of one atom of oxygen; iron ion binding; heme binding. NCBI's taxonomy places the organism in Eukaryota, Metazoa, Echinodermata, Echinoidea, Camarodonta, Strongylocentrotidae. Gene Ontology annotation, cellular component: cytoplasm; intracellular membrane-bounded organelle. Gene Ontology annotation, biological process: xenobiotic metabolic process. The record is from RefSeq and is a predicted model, not a curated record. The coding region runs from base 495 to 1943 and encodes 482 amino acids.